Messenger RNA from Baudoinia panamericana UAMH 10762, 792 nucleotides. RefSeq lists its product as uncharacterized. Gene Ontology annotation, cellular component: epsilon DNA polymerase complex; CHRAC. Lineage: Eukaryota; Fungi; Ascomycota; Dothideomycetes; Mycosphaerellales; Teratosphaeriaceae. Bases 1 to 792 code for a protein of 263 amino acids. Gene Ontology annotation, molecular function: chromatin DNA binding; protein heterodimerization activity. The record is from RefSeq and is a predicted model, not a curated record. The transcript has 4 exons. Gene Ontology annotation, biological process: leading strand elongation; heterochromatin formation; DNA damage response.
AUGCCACCACGGAAAAGCAACGUCUCUGUGGCGUCCAAUGCACCAGAUGAGGGCGCAGACGACACACCAGCACGAAGUUCUAAGGAUGGCGUAAAUGAUCUCAGCCUUCCAAAAUCGAUGAUUGCACGCCUCGCCAAAGGUGUCCUACCCGCGAACACCCAGAUACACAAAGACGCGCUGCUAGCACUACAUAAAAGUGCGACCGUUUUCGUUAGCUAUAUUGCUUCCAACUCGAGCGAGAAUGUACAAGCUAGUGGCAAGAAGACGGUCAUGCCACCAGAUGUUAUGGCCGCUCUGAAAGACGCCGAGUUUGAAAACUUCCUACCGAGGCUUGAUGCAGAGCUCAAGAAGUACAAUGAUGUACAGUGCGACAAGCGCAACACAUACCGCCGGAAGGUCAAGGAGGAGAAGGCGGCAGCUGCUGCUACUGGAGAGCACGACGAACCCUCCGCUACAGAGGAGAACGACGCUCAGGCUGCCAAUGGAGUCGCUAACGGUCACGAUGCCCUGGGCGACGACGAGCGACCCGUAAAAAAGCUAAAGGGCGGAAGUGGCGAAGCGGUUGCACCGGGUACCUACCCUGCGGAUCAUGAAAUGUUUGACGACGGACCAUCGGUUGACCAUGACGAUCCUGACGAGCAUGACCCUGACGAUGAUGACGAGGAGGAAGAUGAAGCAGAUGAUGCGGUUAAUGAGGACGGAGAGCAGGAAGAUGCGGGUGAUCCGGUUGAGGACCUAAAUGGUAGGGGCGAAAUGCAGGAUGAGGCUCUGGAUGAGCCCGACAGCGAUUAG